Molecule: messenger RNA, 2139 nt
Organism: Anopheles funestus (African malaria mosquito)
Lineage: Eukaryota; Metazoa; Arthropoda; Insecta; Diptera; Culicidae
Product: LIM/homeobox protein Awh-like
Exons: 6
Coding region: 828-1754 (308 amino acids)
Biological process (GO): regulation of transcription by RNA polymerase II; neuron differentiation
Cellular component (GO): nucleus
Molecular function (GO): RNA polymerase II transcription regulatory region sequence-specific DNA binding; DNA-binding transcription factor activity, RNA polymerase II-specific
Source: RefSeq, a predicted model, not a curated record
CAGCUUCCAGCUGGGUGGUUGUUUGGGUCUCUUUUACCCACCCUGUGCUGCAGCAGCAGCAGCAUUUGCUGCCGCUUAUUUACCAGCGCUGCCACUAUGUGAAAACAACUGUCAAAGAGCGCGAGAAUCGCGAGAUUCCAGUCCCUAGCAAAUAACGGUUACGAUUAGACGUGCGUAUAAACAUUUCUCAAGCGCAGGCCGUGCUGCGAGAGGCGGUUUUGUUUUCGGUUUCGCGUGGCCAUCUAUAAUCGGCAUCGCGAUCGGGAUUGUUGGGCGCGAAACGUAAAGCUGCUGACCACACGGCAGGAAUUUUUGUGCUUAGGUUUGGAAUUUCUUGUGCCGGAAACGAACCCAACCGAUACCGUGCAAGAUAAUUGAAGAAUGCAAAUUUUAAGAAGGUGAAUAAAAGUGCAGAAGAGGUCGGAAAAUGAUUAUACAAGCUAGAUAAAAACAUAAUCCUUCAUGGAAUAAAAUGGAUCUACAACAAAAUGUGUCAUAAAGUGUGAUAAGAAAAGUGUGAAAAGUGAUGUUUUGUUAAAAUGAUAAAGAUAAGAAAAGUAUACACGAAUCGUUUCGCCGGGUUAUUCAAUUAUUAAAACAAAACAUGAAAUCAGAUAAGGAAGUAUAUUAAAAAAAUAUAUUUCAAUAGUAUUCAGAAUUCGGAAGAAUAGUAUACAAGAGUAAGAAAACAAAACUGUGCUGUGUUGAGUUGAAAUGAGUGCGAUUAAAUAAGAAACGAUGAUACUUUCGUAAAACUCAUCGAAAAUGUAACAAAAUACUACGUACUGGAGUAUAAAGCAAAGCACAACAACAGCCAGCUUUACAUAAUGAAGAAAGAGCUGCGAUCGUGCACGGCCUGCGGUGAACCUAUAUCGGACAAGUUCCUGCUAGAUGUCGGUGGCUGUUCGUGGCAUUCGGCCUGUUUACGUUGCUGCAUCUGUCACACACCGCUCGAUCAUCAGCCGUCCUGUUUUUUGCGGGAGCGACAAAUCUACUGCAAAACGGAUUACACCAAGACUUUCGGUACCAAGUGUGCCCGAUGCAGCCGUACGAUCAGUGCCACCGACUGGGUGCGACGGGCUCGCGAUCUUAUCUUUCAUCUUGCCUGCUUUGCCUGUGAUAGCUGUGGGCGCCAGUUGUCUACCGGAGAACAGUUCGCCCUCGUAGACGAUAAGGUACUGUGCAAGACGCACUACUCGGAGAUGUUUGACUGCGGCACCUCGAGCGAUGACGGUUGCGAGGCGGAUGGAUACCAGAAGAAUAACAAAACCAAACGCGUCCGGACGACGUUCACGGAGGAGCAGCUGCAGAUAUUGCAGGCAAACUUUAACAUCGAUAGCAACCCGGACGGUCAGGAUCUGGAGCGGAUAGCAUCGGUGACGGGUCUUAGCAAGCGUGUUACGCAGGUUUGGUUCCAGAAUUCGCGAGCACGACAGAAGAAGCACGUUCAAGUUCCUAGGGAAGGUGAAAUGAAUCCCUUUGCGAGGCAUAUCAACCUGCAGCUUUCGUACACCUUCCAGCAGGCCGGUGUCGUCCACAAUCCAUUACACAUUGGCGCUGGUGGGGGUAUUUUAAAUGGGUCCCCCUUCGGCACUAAUGGUAACUUUGGCAGCCAUCAUCACAACAACAAUAAUAAUAGUAGUAGCAUCAACAAUAAUCAUUCAUCGAAAUCAUCCGCUUAUAGUACGCAUGAUUCUUCGCUUGAUGAACUAUCGGAAGACUCUGCAAUACACUGCAUGCAGAGUGAGGCUUAGCAUAUGGAAUUGUCACGUGUUUUGUACAUUAACAUGCCACGCGUUUAUUGUUGAUCAGUAUUAAUUUAUUUCUACCACACUAUUACGAGGCGGCCUAAGUUGUAGCAAAAUUUUAGUCAAGCUCCUCCCAGUCUCCGGUCUAUAGUAGUUUGGAGACGAUUUGUUUUUAACAAAAAAAUUGUUUUUUUAACUUUAUCCUUUUCUGCGUAACAUUGUGGAAAUGUGUACGGUUUCAAAUGCGUGCGUGCGUGUGUGCGCGCACGUGCGAUGUAUUAAAUUAUUGUCUACUGCUAGGAUAGUUGUGGUGGCCUUAAGUCUAAUGAAGUUCGUUUGAAACGCAACGUAAAAUAAAGUGAAGAAAUUAUUUAUUUAAUGCACCACUGUA